UUUUUUUUUUUUUUUUCAUUAUUAUUAAUUUUCAUUUUGAAAUUGAGUUUUGGGUUUCUGUCCUUCUCUGCCUCUCUCUCAAGGAGCUUUUUACUUCGGCGGGAUAUAUGGCCAUGGCGGUACCGUUGUAGGUGGAGGAAAGCGAAGUGUUUAUCGACGUCGUCUCCGUCGUCUCCGUCUCUUGAACUCUGGCCGACGCUUGAAACUUCGAAUUUCUUGUCUCAAAUACUUGACGUUGCUUGGUGCUGGGAGCGGUGGUAGAAGAGUAGGUGGAGUUUGCUUUUUGAGAUCUAAGAUGUUGCAGUGGAGAUCGUCGGUUCUUGGAAGUAGUUGAUGAAGCAGUGUCACUAAUUAUUGCGCUAUUCUCGGAUUCAAAUUUUUUGGGAAUGUGCGCAGUGGAAUGCCGCUGUUGCAAUUUCAAUUUCUAGGUUUUCUUCGCGCUCUGAUGCAAUUGUGGACCUAAAUUCUUUCUUAUACAUGCCAUGACUACCAAACGGGCGUACAAGCUACAAGAAUUUGUGGCUCAUUCUUCCGCUGUGAAUUGCCUGAAGAUUGGGAGGAAGUCAUCUCGUGUUCUUGUCACAGGGGGUGAAGAUUUCAAAGUCAAUCUCUGGGCUAUCGGUAAACCCAACGCCAUACUGAGUUUGACUGGCCAUACGAGUGGAAUAGAUUCUGUAAGCUUUGACUCAUCAGAAGUAUUGGUAGCUGCAGGGGCUGCUAGUGGCACAAUUAAGCUUUGGGAUUUGGAGGAGGCUAAAAUUGUUCGAACACUUACUGGUCAUAGAUCCAAUUGCAUUUCUGUGGAUUUUCAUCCCUUUGGGGAAUUCUUUGCUUCUGGAUCCUUGGAUACAAAUCUUAAGAUAUGGGAUAUCAGGAAGAAAGGAUGUAUCCACACAUACAAAGGUCACACUCGAGGGGUCAAUGCAAUCAGAUUUACUCCAGAUGGUCGUUGGGUUGUAUCUGGUGGAGAAGACAACACGGUGAAGCUCUGGGAUCUGACUGCUGGAAAGUUGUUGCAUGAUUUCAAGUGCCACGAGGGUCAGGUUCAGUGUAUAGACUUUCACCCUCAUGAGUUUCUGCUGGCCACAGGUUCAGCAGAUAAAACCGUUAAAUUUUGGGACCUGGAAACCUUUGAGUUGAUUGGUUCAGCUGGACCUGAGACCAGUGGAGUCCGUUGUUUAACUUUUAAUCCUGAUGGGAGGACACUGCUUUGUGGAUUGCAUGAAAGUCUGAAGGUUUUCUCAUGGGAACCAAUACGAUGUCAUGAUGGAGUGGAAGUUGGUUGGUCUAGGCUGUCUGAUCUUAAUGUUCACGAGGGAAAACUUCUUGGCUGUUCAUACAAUCAGAACUGUGUUGGAGUGUGGGUUGUAGACAUUACGCGUACAGAGCCCUAUGCAAUUAAUAACGUUAACAGAUUAAAUGGUCGCUCAGAACCUAAAUCCAGCAGUAAUCUAUCACUGCAAAAUGAGAACAAUGCCAAGGCUAAUUUUGGUGGAUUAUCAGUAUCACAAACUUCUGAUCCACUAUUGAAGGAAACUAAAACAUUGGGAAGAUUGUCAGUUUCUCAAAAUGCCGAUGUCAAGGAUCCAAAACCGUUGUCAUCCACAGGAAAUGGGCCAAGUACUCCCCAAAGGGUCAGUUCAAAUGCUGGCCCAAAGGCUAAUUCGGUUAGCUCGGUGGCAGUACCUAAUGCAGUGGUACCAAAGAGAAACUCUGUGAAGGCCACUUCAACAUUCAACAACCCUAUCUUCAAUAAAUCAGAUGUGAUACCUGUAAUUGUACCCAGGACAAAUUCAAGGCAUGAGCAGGAUGAAUCUAGAAAGGAUUUUGAUGUUGCUGGAAGGGCAAUGCCACUACCCAGGACAAAUUCAAGGCAUGAGCAGGAUGAUUCUAGAAAGGAUUUUGAUGUUGCUGGAAGAGCAAUGCCACUACCCAGGACAAAUUCAAGACAUGAGCAGGAUGAUUCUAGAAAGGAAUUGGAUGUUGCUGGAAGAACAAUGCCACUUCCCAGGACAAAUUCAAGGCAUGAGCAGGAUGAUUCUAGAAAGGAAUUGGAUGUUGCUGGAAGGGCAAUGCCACUUACAAGGACAAAUUCAAGGCAUGAGCAGGAUGAUUCUAGAAAGGAAUUUGAUGUUGCUGGAAGAGCAAUGCCACUACCCAGGACAAAUUCAAGACAUGAGCAGGAUGAUUCUAGAAAGGAAUUGGAUGUUGCUGGAAGAACAAUGCCACUUCCCAGGACAAAUUCAAGGCAUGAGCAGGAUGAUUCUAGAAAGGAAUUGGAUGUUGCUGGAAGGGCAAUGCCACUUACAAGGACAAAUUCAAGGCAUGAGCAGGAUGAUUCUAGAAAGGAACUUGAUGUUGCUGGAAGAGCAGUUCCAGCACCAUUGCUAUCAAAAACUACUGAUACUAAUAGGAGGUUUCCAAGUGGUAGAGAUGAAGUUGAUAAUUCAACUAUCUCUAUCCUUUCUGAAUCCAGAGGUUUGAAGGCUGCUGAUAUGAGCAACAUUGCAGAUAAUAGGAAUUCCUUGCAUGGUAUUGGUUCAAUUCAAGGAGUAUCUGCUCCACAGAAGAUUGUAAAAGAAGAAAGACAUAUUGGAUCUGGUAAGAAUGAAACAGAAACAAAAGAGUCAACGGCAAGCUACAAACACGAAGAUGAAUCUCAAGGGCAUAAAAUAAGCAGAGAUGGAGCUUUUCCAGAAGCUACAAGAGGAGGGAGAAUGCGUUCUCGUGUAGAUUGGGAGAAAAGAGAAAGAGCUAAUUUUAGCCGGUCAACAUUUAAUGCCUCCCCUGGAAGAGCAGCUGCAUUGGACAGUCUUCCACUAAAUAACGGGAGAGGUUAUCGUCGAUCUCCGGAGAAGGAAACAGUAGCACCUACAAGCGAUGAGGAUAUCAUAGCAAAUGUUCUACAACAACAUGAUCAAUUCAUCAACUCGAUGCAAUCUCGUUCAGCAAAAUUGCAAGCAGUCUAUAGAUAUUGGGAAAGACAUGACAUUAAAGGGGCGGUGUCUGCGAUGGAGAAAAUGGCUGAUCAUGCAGUUGCUGCUGAUGUAAUUAGUAUUUUGACCGACAAAAUUGAAGUCAUCACUCUGGAUAUCUGCUGUUGUAUUCUGCCAGUUCUUUCUAGCCUCCUUGAAAGUGACUUGGAUAGGUUUUUGGACAUUGCUAUGGAAAUGCUUCUUAAGCUGGUGAGGACGUUCGGUUCGGUGAUUUAUUCAACGUUAUCGGCAACUUCAUCUGUCGGCGUAAAUAUUGAGGCAGAGCAAAGGUUGGAGCGAUGCAAUCUCUGCUUCAUCGAGCUUGAAAAAGUCAAGCGCUGCCUGCCAGCCCUCAUAAGAAAAAGGGGAUCGGUAGCAAAGUCAGCACAGGAGUUGAAUCUCGCACUGCAGGAAUUUCAGUGACAAAAGAAGAAUAAGGAGAGUAGAGGACUUUUAGUAUCCUCUCCGUAUGGGUUGCCUUGAGAGAGAGAGAGAGAGAGAGAGAGAGAGAGAGAGAGAGUUCCCAUAUUGAAGAUUGAAACACUCUUUCCUAUGGAACAAUCUGUUGUGAGGGUGGUGGGUAAAAGAGGUAAAACGGGAGCUCUGCUGUUCUUUGAGAGAAUGUGCCAUUUUCCCAUAGCACAUGAUCUAACCUACUUUCAUCCUCCUCCUUCGGCUUCGCCUUCAUCUUCGCCUUCAUCUUCAUCUUUGGUCGAUAGAAGUAAAAGUACGUACAGGGCAUUUUUAUUGACGACUGGCUAAUUCUGCACAUACCGAAACAGAGAAAAGCUAAUGUAGUAGGAGUUAGGAGUUUGGUUCGAGUUUGGAUUUGAAUUUGGAUUUGGAUUUGGAUGAUUUGGGUUUUGGAGAACCGUCAUCUCAUAAACCACCUCGUUUCUUAUAUAUGUGGUGAAGGAGUUGAGUGAGUCUAUUUUUCUUUCUUUCUUUCUUUCUUAUGGCUAACCUAUUUUACCCUCUCUUUUCUUUUUACCCUAAUUGUUGUACACACCAUAUCUACCUUCUUUCUAACUCCAACUUGUUUCUCAAUAUUUUAGUUGUGCUGUAUUUUCGUAUUAUGUUUAUAUAUGUCUUUGUCGACCGAGACCCUUCUUUCUUGUAAUAUCUGGCAGACAGAUCGAUCUCGUGUAUUAUGUUACACUAAUUUUGAUUAAAUCCGAAAAAUUAUCUGUU
Molecule: messenger RNA, 4166 nt
Organism: Cucurbita pepo subsp. pepo (vegetable marrow)
Lineage: Eukaryota; Viridiplantae; Streptophyta; Magnoliopsida; Cucurbitales; Cucurbitaceae
Source: RefSeq, a predicted model, not a curated record